AUGACGAGCUUAGUGUUGUUUAAAUCGGAUCGAUCCGAAAAUGAUGAGCCGAUUCAACCGACGAAACAUUGGGGAACAGGCAAAGCACGCGUUCGAGGAAGUCAAUCAGCUGCUCCUCGACUAUCGGGAAAUUUCUUGUACACAGGAGAACCCAUCACACAAACCUAUCGAAAUACAGAUUUAGUAUUAAGUAACUUACGGAACAAUGAUGAAUUAGUACCUGCUCCGCUCCAUACAACUGACAUAACGUCACAUCAAAUCUCUUUAGAGUUUCCAUCGAAUCAUCCGUAUACGUCUCAUAUUAGUGAAAAAGCUCUUUUCCCAACAUCAACAGAUGGCUUAAAUGAUCGUCCGUCAACAUCCGUCGAGCCGUACAUAGUCACACACAAAAUUCGCGAAUUGCUAUUUUUUUCUGACGACGACCAUACAAUCAGCCGUUUCUGCAAUCCAUUUCGUCGUGAAGUACACUUUCAUGGAUUUCAAGCAGCAAACCAUUGUCGAACUUCGAAAUGGCCCGAUAAGUCUUAUAUGCACUUACCUCGAUCACUAAGUGACGUCAAUUCUUCGUCGAUAUAUCCUUGGCCACGUAAAAUGUUUGCUCCGAAUAAUGACAAUUCAGCAGCGAAUUCUGUUAAAAAAGCAGGUUCACGCGUUGUACAAAAUACAAAAACAACAACACCUUCAUCAAACAAACAAAAAUCCUAUUUGAAUAGGACGUCUCAUUCUGUCGCACCCGGGGACAAUAUGCAUGGUAAUCAACAACAAACACGUGUAUCUAGCAGGCAAAAAGCAACAACAUAUCAUUCACCUAUGCCAGCAACUAGAUUAAUGAGUGAAAAUGAUAGACUUGAUCAUCAGCUACGUCAAGGUACCGAUUAUGUGAAUCUUCCAGGACACCUUUUCCCGAAUGAAAAAGCGCCAACAUGGAACCCUCAACAACAACAACAACAAUCAACGAAUGAGAACCAAAAUGGACCUCAAGAAAUUCGUUUUCUUCAAACUGCUCGAGUAUCCACUGCUAAUGGCCAAUUAUACAAUGAUCAUUACGCCAGUCACCAACAAAUGGAAGCAGAAAAUCGUCUUCAACAACUUGAAGUUAUCCGUCCCAAAGAGAAUCUGAAUCUACUCAACGUUAAAUAUCGCCAUUUACAAAACCCACGUCAUCCUCGACCAAUUCUACCUCAAUACCGUGAUGAUUAUGUCAAUACAUUUUACGAUCAAGUCGGUAACUAUGUUCAAGAGCGAUCAGGUCUUUAUCAUACAGAUAGCUACGAUCCAACCGUUCUCGCUCAAGCCAUACCUGAACUUGAAAAUGAACAAAAUGUGGUUUCAUCAUCCGUAGACGAAACUGAUCUCGGUAAUUUACUCAAUCAGGGCGAGCAGAAUCAAAAUCGCACCAAACCCAAAUUAUUUCAAUAUCGAGCACUUGGUGAUUACCAAAAUAUGCGAAAUCGUCUUCUCAACAAACUACAUGUUCCACAAGAUGCUGGUACUGUGGAUAGUCGUACACAAGAAGGUGAUAAACCAUUCAUUCAACGUGAAUCAGUCUACGGCCAAGCAUAUAAUACUCGAAAAUUUCUCCAAGAAAAUGCGUUACCACAUCAUGCACGUGUUGAUCCAACAAAUUUGAUGAGUACGAAAUACAAUACUAAUCUUGAGCGUACACGAAGUUUAAACAGUUAUGCAUUAAAAACCGCUCCGACUAAAGCGAAAUCGAAUGAUCAUCUUGUGAGCCCUGAUCUUUAUCCGCCACAUACCAAUGCUUUGUAUACAACAAAUCAUAUCACUGAACACACAGAUGGUUAUGUACGUCGUCCAACAGCACGUGUUUACGACUCACCAUUUCAAAGUGAACAAAAUCCAUCGGUUCAUCAAAUCUAUCAAAAUCAAGUAGCGCAACCACAGCAAGCACGUUCAUUUGAUCCAGCUCUUCAAAUGCCUUCUCAACUUGCAAAUUCUGUUAAAGUUGAUAUACGUCUACCAGGUUCAGAGAUGGUCGCUCGAUUUGUUGAACCGAAAUAUGAAACACAGACGACAUAUCAACGUUCAUUUAAAGAUAUCUCCUACCAGGAAGGACAACCGCAAGGUUAUGCUCAACAUACAGAGCAACUGCGUCCACAAACAUCGGAUGUUAGUUCGAGUCAACGAAAAUUAACCGACAUUCAAGAUCGAUGGUCAAAAACUCAAGCUCAACAACAAUAUCAGCAAGAAAAUCCGAAUGUUCCACCUUAUUCUAGUGACACAAUUAUGCGAGCAAAGAAAGAAGUACUUUUAGCUGAUUCAAUUGCUAAAUAUCAAGCGAUGGUAGUUCGAUAA
Messenger RNA from Adineta ricciae, 2316 nucleotides. The record is from the annotation of a GenBank genome assembly. Lineage: Eukaryota; Metazoa; Rotifera; Eurotatoria; Adinetida; Adinetidae.